AUGCUGCCAGUUCUGUCGAUGAGAGUACCUUAUCUAAAUCCAUCGCUAAAUCGCACUUCAAUGAAAUCCAUCAGAUCAGUUAUGUGGAAACCAAGAUAUUUCGAUAUUGGAGUCAAUUUUUCUGACCUGAUGUUCCAAGGCUACUAUAAUCAUUCUAAUACUGCAAAGCAUCCCCCUGAUUUAGAAGAAGUUAUCUUAAGAGCACAUACAUUUAAUGUAGAUAAAAUGCUUAUCACUACUUCAAGCAUCAAAGAAAGCUCCCAACAUUUGGGAUUAUGUGAUAAAUAUCCCGGGUUCUAUUCAACUGUUGGUGUUCAUCCUUGCACAGUUGCCGAAGAAUUCUAUGUAAAGAGUGACGAAGGCUAUUCUGAAGAAUUGGCUGAUGAUGCUGAAGAGAAAUUGAAAAUCUUACAUGAUAUAGUUGUUGAUGGAGUUGGAAAAGGAAUUGUUAAGGCUUUUGGGGAAAUAGGUCUUGACUACGAUAGGCUACACUAUUCUUCUAAGACUCAACAAACAACAAUGUUUAAAAAACAACUUGAAGUCAUUGCAUCAUUGAAACAUUUGGAAUUGCCUUUGUUCUUACAUAUGAGAAAUGCUUGUGACGAUUUCAUAGACAUUUUAACUCCAUUCAUUGAAGACGGAUCCAUUAAGAGAGGAAAUGGUGUAGUUCAUUCGUUUACUGGGACAGAGAAAGAAUUGGAAAAAUUGUUAGAUCUCGGAUUUUUCAUAGGUGUUAACGGAUGCUCUUUGAAGACUGAUGAGAAUUUACUAGUAGCAAAGAAGAUCCCAAUGGACAAACUUAUGAUUGAAACUGAUGCUCCAUGGUGUGAGAUUAGAAAAUCCCAUGCCAGUCACAAGUUCCUUACCCCCUACCCUAAUAAAUUUUACCCCGAGAUCAUAGAGCCUAAGGUUGAAAGUUCAGAAGAGGAUCCUACCCCUGAAUUCAAACCAAAAUCUAAGAAACAACAACAGAAAAACAACCCCAUAAAGCUUGACGACUUCAUUCCAUUCCCUUCAAUCAAGAAAGAAAAUUAUCAAAAACAUAAGGUUGCCGUAGAGUCAAUUUCUCAACCUGUCAUUUCCAAAAUAGGUAUUUUAGCUCCGCCCUUGAUAAAAUCAAGAAACGAACCAGUGUUCGUAGGUUUGGUUGCUGAAAUAGUAUGUAAACUUCACAAUUUAGGCGAUAAAGAGAUAGAGGAAACAUUAGAUUUGAUAUAUCAUAAUUCAUGUAAAUUAUUAAAAGUCUAA
This is a messenger RNA of Yamadazyma jaroonii, 1248 nucleotides long. Lineage: Eukaryota; Fungi; Ascomycota; Pichiomycetes; Serinales; Debaryomycetaceae. The record is from the annotation of a GenBank genome assembly.